This is a messenger RNA of Hymenoscyphus albidus, 425 nucleotides long. NCBI's taxonomy places the organism in Eukaryota, Fungi, Ascomycota, Leotiomycetes, Helotiales, Helotiaceae. The record is from the annotation of a GenBank genome assembly.
AUGAGAGCCGUUCAAGCAAUCCUCUUCUUCUCUGCAGCCGUCGGGGUCAUGGCCGGGUGCCAAAAAGGAACCGAAAGCUGUAGCCACAGCAAUGUUAGAGCUGCCGAAGGGGGCUUUCACAAUAGCUGGAAAUGUGAUGAAGCAGAUGAGAAACCUUGCAAUGCUGAAUGCAUGGUUACUGGUGCCGUGGCGGCGGGCCCGAACCCUGGUUUUGACAAUGAUCUAAAUCAAAUGUUGACCACGAUGUGUUGCAAAUGUAAGAUACAGCUACUUGCAUAUAUCAUUGACCCUCAACAUUGUCGCUAACAUGCUCCGCAGGUUAAAACAUACGCAAAGAUAAGAUAUUGCUGGGGGAAAUACUAGGAGCCUACCAAGUCCAACCGCGCCAAAGUCCUCCGUUACGACUGGCUAUGGCCAUGGUAUGA